AUGUAUGAUUGGAGGAAUCUCAGGAUCCAGGAUUUUAAAUCUGUGGAUGAAUAUAACUCGGCCAUGCUUAAGAUAGUAUCUAUCUUGAAACCGUGUGGAGAAGAGAUAAGUGAGAAGGAUAUUCUUGAGAAAACCUUCUCCACCUUCCACACAAGUAACGUAUUGUUACAACAACAAUAUCGUGAAAAGGGCUUUCAGACAUAUGCAAGUCUGAUCUCAUGUUUAUUGCUCGCCGAGCAAAAUAAUGAAUUGCUAAUGAGAAAUAACGAGUUGAGACCUCCGGGUACAGCCCUACUCCCUGAAAUUAAUGAUGUUGCAUCGGAUAAGAAAGAAGCCAAAGAGGCUAACCAUGUCCAAAGAUAUAAUAAUACAUCCGGCCGUGGACGUGGUGAAUGGCAAGGACGUGACCGUAGUCACUCCUCCGGUCGUGGACAAGAUCGAGGCCACGGGUAUCACGGCGGAAAAGGCCGUAGUCGUGGUACGUCUUUCAAACCGCAAAACCCGACCGGAAAAUCAGUUUGCCAUAGAUGUGGGAUGGGGAACCAUUGGGCUAAGAAUUGUCGGACUCCCAAACAUUUUAUUGACCUCUAUCAAGAGUGUGUCAAAGGGAAGAAUCCGAAAGCUCAAUUGGUGCAUUAUGAUAAUGAGGAUGAUUUCGAUCAUGCCAAGGAUGAUCUCAUGGAGACUUCCGAUUGCCUUGAAUAA
This is a messenger RNA of Capsella rubella, 705 nucleotides long. RefSeq lists its product as uncharacterized. NCBI's taxonomy places the organism in Eukaryota, Viridiplantae, Streptophyta, Magnoliopsida, Brassicales, Brassicaceae. The transcript has a single exon. The coding region runs from base 1 to 705 and encodes 234 amino acids. The record is from RefSeq and is a predicted model, not a curated record.